This is a messenger RNA of Trichoplusia ni (cabbage looper), 3305 nucleotides long. RefSeq lists its product as uncharacterized. The transcript is spliced from 3 exons. NCBI's taxonomy places the organism in Eukaryota, Metazoa, Arthropoda, Insecta, Lepidoptera, Noctuidae. The record is from RefSeq and is a predicted model, not a curated record. Bases 140 to 2338 code for a protein of 732 amino acids.
AAUCAGGCGCACCGCGAACAAUUAUCAUAUGAGCUUGAAGGCCAGUGCAGUUUCCACUAGUGCAGUAUUUCCAAAAAAAUAUAUAAAAAAAAUAUAAAUUUAAAUUGUUUACAUUUGUGUCUCGUCUGUCACAGCGGCAAUGGAUUGGUUGAAAUUGUUCGCUCUUCUGGUAGCUGUAGCGACAGUCCAGAUCACGGCAGAUGCGCCUAAGAAAAAGAUCCGCAUACAUCUACCACAAAAGGUGAAACAUAUACACCACCAUAAGAAAAUCUAUAUUACCAAUCAUCCAGCAUCAUCCCAAUAUGCACCGGCUUUCAUGCCAAGCGCUGAAGGCGCGGUGGCUAUGCCGACCAACGUCGCGGUGCCGGCCGUGGCGAACAUGUUACCCGAACUGUACGACGAGUCGCCGACCCGCUUGCCCGGGAUCACCUCGGCGGCUUCCAAGCUGCUGCCGCUGUACCGUGCACGCGGCUACUAUGGCCCUACGCCGCAGGAGUGGGACGAUCAGGAGUACGACCUAGCUCCGCCCCCUGAACCGACAGACAGCACUUACUUACCUACAGGCUUUGCAGGCCCAUCAGCUGCUCCGGCUGUACAACCAAAUUAUCCACCGAAAAGAGUCAAAAUAGUAAAGGUGAAUGAGAAUCCGCGUAAGAAAGCUCCCAGAAAGGUUAAGCCGAAAAGAGUUUUAGUACGGGGCAAACCAGGCCAAGCUGAGGAAGAGCAUCCUGUGUCCACCUUUCAUGAACAAUUUUAUUCAGACCUUGAUAGUUCUGGAACAAUCCGAAAAGUAAGGAAGCCGCAACGAGUUGAAAAAAUUAUCGACGGUGAUACCGAACACAUUCACACUUAUAGUGAAGAACAUAUUCACAAGCUAGUGUUUGACGACGGGUCCAAGCUUGGAGUAGUCGGGAUCGACCCCGUUGGCAGCAUGUCUGCUCUCGCCGGCGCACACCCUCUAGUUCCUCUGAAAAAUUCUCAUGCGAUAUUAGCGUUGCCCUCUGAUCCACUAACUGGUUAUACUGCAGUCGGCUCCAUGGGAACUCCCUCACAUCUAGAGUAUACAUCUUAUAAUCCACGAGAAGUUACUCACGAUCAUAUAUUCCAUGAUCACGGAGAAAUCCCUUCCGAUGUCGAUAUUACUAAAGAUCCUUUGGCUUACCCGCCGAGAAUGACUUACAACAGUCAGGGUUUGCGAAUCGGGCUAGGACCCCAUAAAGGACUCAAAAGCAAGUAUUCUCACAAAUAUUUGAGAUCACAGCAAAAACCAGGACACCUCACGGAUUUUACAUACUACGAAAACAUAUACACGCCCUACAACAAACUUCGUAAUGUACAAAAGCCAACUAUUCCAACGCCUUAUGAGUCUCCGGAGCAAAAUUUAGAGGAUUACAGGCCUAUUCCCCACUUUAAAGUGAAAGAUAAGGCAAACUUCAAGACUCGUAAUGUAGUACCAGCACUAUAUUUUGGAAACGGAAAACAAGUGUCUGACUACCGACUACAGCAGGCCAGCGCCUCGGCCCCCUACUCAGUGUCGUCCACCGUCGUCCACGACUACAAGCCAAAGCAUUACCCAGGCCAGGGAGUCGAAGCUGUGAGCCUGUCUAAAUUCAAUAAAAACAUUUACAACUAUCCAAAUACCUAUGAAUACGAUUCAUUUGCUUCCUCAUCAAAUCUGUUCGGAUCUGAAAAUACUGGUCUAAAUUAUCCAACAAAAAAAGGCAAAAAGAAAUCCAUAUCAACACAAAACAUUAGUUUUGGUGGUUUAGAUCAUCAGACAACAGUUGAUCACUUGGAAGAUUCGGGCGUGUCAGCAACUUCGCUUAAUAAUGUGCCCUCAGCUUUUGAAAACUUUAACAGCUAUGAUCAACCGAAGGCUUUGGAAUCGGCCCCUUCGACUGCUUACACGAUAAGGGAAACUUCUCCAGUACACCCGUAUUAUACUUCGAUGGCAGUAAAAGCUCUGAAUGGGGAGCAGGUGUCAUUAGCUGAGGCAUCUAAUGACAAUUACCAGUACGCUGAAGCUCCGGUACCUUCAACAACUCCCUUCAUAGCCACAGUAGCGACCACCACGGCUCCUCCACAGGAAUACUAUGAGAUACAGAGCACUGACACUAUCUCCACGGAAGCUCCCACUUACGAUACUAGGCCAAGAACGGCACCUAAAGACAAAAGUUCUGAAGUCAGUAGUUUACAUAAAGAGCCUAAGCCCAGGUACAAAAUCAUAGCAUUGCAAUCAAAAGAAAUGCUGUCCACGCAUGAGUCUGACCACUACUACAAACACAGUGCGGACGCGUCGAGCACCUCAGGGAAGCUGAAAUAUGGUGACAAAAUAUGAACUCUAUUACAUCGGAAUUAGGCCUUUAUGAUACAGUGCUCUCGAGCUCAAGUUUAUUUAAACGAAUUAGCAGGUUAAAGACGUUUCUCUUACAAUUUUUGAGCUAUAUUGAGAGCCAUUUCUUAAUUAGAACUUAGUGCUAUUUAGUUUUAUAAGUACGUGAUCUUAAGUCUGUGUGUCGCACUGAAUGCCGUGAGUGAUGUGAGUUUUAUAAUCUGAUACUUUGUGAAUAUUUAAUUAUUAUUUAUUCUAUCUUGUAUAGCUAAAAUAAUCAAGAUAUGAUUAUUGGUUAUACGAAAAGCGCGAACGACGAUGGUAUUCAUGCAUUUUAUACGAAUCUAUAGGCGAAGUUUAAAUAUAAUGUACAUAAUAUGAAGUGAAUUUUAUUUACAAUUAAAAAAAAACUACUUGUGACAGUGAAUUUCGUGUUCACUGUUGUUAGCGCCUGAGUGAUGCCACUACGGCUUCACACUAGUGUCAUUCAUUGCUCUGUAUUUUAAACAGGUGUUCAACUUUCGAGAAAGCAUACGUGGGUAAGUACUUUGGAAAUGUAUUAGAAAAAAGUGACGAGUAGGUACCACACUACAUAUUUAUACUAAUCUUCUAACUGUCGACGUAUAAAGAUACGUUCCUAUUUAUGCGUGUGCAAUAAUUACAUAAAAUUUACCAAAAAAAUCCUGAAAAUUUCCGGCCACGUUUCAACGUACAUUGUUAUGUGCUCAUAAAAAUGCUUACUUUUUAAUUGUCUACUUCAAUCAUAAUGUGUUAUUCCAGACAGUCUAUCUCCGUGCACAAUUUUAUUAAAAUACAUUCAGUAGGUUUCGCGACAAAGAAGCUGAGAGCAAAAAACAUCCUAACACCCAAACAACUCGGUUUAUAAUUUAGUACGAUUUCAGUAAAUUGUAAAACAAUUCAUUCACAAAACGUUUUGCCAUCCUAACUAAAGCAUAAAUGAAAUUUAACUAUA